AGCUUUACUCUGUAUUAAAUUGUUUUUGUUAAAUAUGGGCCACCAUGUCUUUGUAUUUGCACUCAGAGGAGGUGGCGGGGGGGCAUGGAGAUAGGCCAUCCACAUCAGCUCAAGUCCUAUUGAUAGGAGUUCACAGCAGGGCAUUUAUGAAUUAGUUUUAUCUCAUAACAUUAUAGGAGAAAUAUUCACAUGUUUGAUGAUUCAUUGCAUUUUUUUUCCUAGAAUUCUGGGAAGUUGAUGACCAGAUGGAUAACCACAAGGAAAGCCAAGGCAAACCUCUGUGGAAAACUGCAUUCAUAGACAAGGAAGCACUAAAGGAUGAAAGUGGCCAAGAAUUCAGAACAUGCAGAAAAAUCAUUUAUCUGAGCCCAGACUUUGUUUCUACAAGACAAAGACUCCCUAGAUAUUAUUCAUGUGGAAGGUAUUCAAAGCAUAAUUUAAACUUUCUUAGUCAAAAUAGAAGCUAUGUAAGAAAGAAAGAUGAUGAAUGUAAGGCAUAUUGGAAAUUAUGCUUCCAUUCCAAUCUUGAUAAAGCUCAACCUGGAGAGAAAUUCUUUGAGCCUAGUCAACGUGGAAAAGCCCUCCAUCAUAAGCAAGACCUUAAUAAAAGGGAGAGACUUCUAAUUGGGGAGAAACUCUAUGAAUGUUCUGAAUGUGGAAAAGUGUUUAUCCAGAAAGCAAACCUUGUUGUACAUCAGAGAAUUCACACAGGAGAGAAACCUUAUGAAUGCUGUGAAUGUGCAAAAGCCUUCAGCCAGAAAUCAACCCUCACUGCACACCAGAGAACUCAUACAGGGGAGAAACCCUAUGAAUGCAAUGAAUGUGGGAAAACCUUUAUUCAGAAGUCAGCUCUGAUUAAACAUCAGCGAACUCAUACAGGAGAGAAACCAUUUGUAUGUGGUGAAUGUGCAAAAGCCUUUAAGAGUUCAUAUCACCUUAUUAGACAUGAAAAAACACACAUCAGACAGGCAUUUUAUGAAGAUAUCAAAUGUGGUAAGUCCAGCCUUAUGCAUCAAAGGACUCAUACAGGUGAGAAACCUGAAUGCAGUAAACAUGGGAAAGCCUUUGAUGAGAAGACCACUGCCAUUAAGCAGCAGAGAACUCAUACAAAAGAGAAACCUUAUGAGUGCAGUAAAUGUGGCAAAAGCUUCAGGGGAAAGUCACACCUCUCUGUUCAUCAGAGAAUUCAUACAGGAGAGAAACCCUAUGAGUGCAGCAUAUGUGGGAAGACUUUCAGUGGAAAAUCACACCUCUCUGUCCAUCAUAGAACUCAUACAGGAGAGAAGCCUUAUGAAUGCAGGAGAUGUGGGAAAGCCUUUGGUGAGAAGUCAACCCUUAUUGUACAUCAGAGAACUCAUACAGGAGAGAAACCCUAUAAAUGCAAUGAAUGCGGGAAAGCCUUCAGUGAGAAGUCACCACUGAUUAAACAUCAGAGAAUUCAUACAGGAGAGAGACCCUAUGAAUGUGGUGACUGCAGGAAAGCCUUCAGUAGGAAGUCAACUCUCAUUAAACAUCAGAGAAUUCAUACAGGAGAAAAACCAUACGAAUGUAGUGAAUGUGGGAAAGCCUUCAGUGUGAAAUCAACUCUCAUUGUACAUCACAGAACUCAUACAGGAGAAAAACCUUAUGAAUGCAGGGAUUGUGGGAAGGCCUUCAGUGGGAAGUCAACACUCAUUAAACAUCAGAGAAGUCAUACAGAAAAUAAAACCUAUUAAUAUACUUGAGAGUGGGAUAAUUUCACUACUAGUUAUACCUCAUUAUACUAUAUAUCAGUUCAUCCUGGGGUUCACCUUA
This is a messenger RNA of Ceratotherium simum simum (southern white rhinoceros), 1794 nucleotides long. The record is from RefSeq and is a predicted model, not a curated record. NCBI's taxonomy places the organism in Eukaryota, Metazoa, Chordata, Mammalia, Perissodactyla, Rhinocerotidae.